This is a messenger RNA of Xiphias gladius (swordfish), 9539 nucleotides long. RefSeq names its product spectrin beta chain, non-erythrocytic 1. The transcript is spliced from 35 exons. Gene Ontology annotation, molecular function: structural constituent of cytoskeleton; phospholipid binding; actin filament binding. Gene Ontology annotation, biological process: actin cytoskeleton organization; protein localization to plasma membrane. The record is from RefSeq and is a predicted model, not a curated record. Bases 538 to 7521 code for a protein of 2327 amino acids. Lineage: Eukaryota; Metazoa; Chordata; Actinopteri; Istiophoriformes; Xiphiidae. Gene Ontology annotation, cellular component: spectrin; cell junction; cortical actin cytoskeleton.
UCACCUCCUGAAAACACGAGGACGUUUUUCCGUCUCUGUCCAGAAUUUAUUCUAUUUUUCUGUGAUUGAAAAGCCGUUGGAUUUAAAGUUGGUUUUGGGGAUUUGAGCUGUUCACUCUCUUUGAAAGCAACAUUUUCCCUUCAGUACGGGGUAUUUCUUUCUUUUUUUCAGCUCAGAGUCAGCUAUGAGUUGUGACUCUGUGACUAAAGCUGGAUUUAGAGUUUAUUUUUGUGAAUUUGCUUAGUAAGUUUGGCCUCUGUUCAAAAUUAAAAGGAAGGUAUUUAUUUCUUCUUUUUGCAGAUUUUACUCACAAGAUUUUUGUUCAGUUUUUUACCGCACUUCAUCUGAAAAUUGCUCCGUUUCCAUGAGCGAUAAACUGGACUGAAAGCAUGACCCAGAUCUUCUGCCUGCAGUCUGUGAUCGCGGUGGGCUGAUCUGCGGCCGGUUUUAUUCAUCGGGACUCCUUUUCCUCUCCUUUUGGAUUUAUCGUUAUCCGGAGUUGUGUGUGUAUAUUAGUUGUGAAUAUCUGGGGCAGAGAUGGAGGUGGAGUGGGCGUCGGCGGACUCGGCUCAGCUGCAGUUCAACUACAACCAGCUGGAGGGUCGAUUCAAACAGCUGCAAGAUGAGCGUGAGGCGGUCCAGAAGAAGACCUUCACCAAGUGGGUGAACUCUCACCUGUCCAGAGUCUCCUGCAGGAUCACAGACCUCUACAUGGACCUGAGAGACGGACGCAUGCUCAUCAAGCUGCUGGAGGUCCUGUCAGGAGAGAGACUGCCGAAACCCACCAAAGGCCGGAUGCGUAUCCACUGUCUGGAGAAUGUGGACAAAGCUCUGCAGUUCCUGAAGGAGCAGCGGGUUCACCUGGAGAACAUGGGAUCUCACGACAUUGUGGACGGAAACCACCGACUGACGCUGGGCCUCAUCUGGACCAUCAUCCUCCGCUUCCAGAUCCAGGACAUCAGUGUGGAGACUGAAGACAACAAAGAGAAGAGAUCAGCCAAAGACGCUCUGCUGCUCUGGUGUCAGAUGAAGACGGCAGGGUAUCCCAACGUGAACAUCCACAACUUCACCACAAGCUGGAGAGAUGGCAUGGCCUUCAAUGCUCUCAUCCACAAACACAGGCCCGAUCUGAUCGACUUUGACAAACUGAAAAAGUCCAAUGCUCACUACAACCUGCAGAAUGCUUUUAACCUGGCAGAGCAACACCUGGGCCUCACCAAGCUGCUGGACCCAGAGGAUAUCAGCGUGGACCAUCCUGAUGAGAAGUCAGUCAUCACUUACGUGGUGACGUACUACCAUUACUUCUCCAAGAUGAAGGCUCUGAAGGUGGAGGGCAAACGCAUCGGAAAGGUGUUGGACAACGCCAUUGAGACGGAGAAGAUGAUUGAGAAAUAUGAGUCUCUGGCGUCCGACCUGCUGGAGUGGAUUGAACAGACCAUCAUCAUCCUCAACAACAGGAAGUUUGCCAACUCUCUGGUCGGAGUCCAGCAGCAGCUUCAGGCCUUCAACACCUACCGAACUGUGGAGAAACCUCCAAAGUUCACAGAGAAGGGAAACCUGGAGGUUCUUCUCUUCACCAUCCAGAGUAAGAUGAGAGCCAACAACCAGAAGGUCUACAUGCCCCGAGAGGGAAAACUCAUCUCAGAUAUCAACAAGGCCUGGGAGCGUCUGGAGAAGGCGGAGCAUGAGAGGGAGCUGGCACUGAGGACGGAGCUGAUUCGACAGGAGAAACUGGAACAGCUGGCUAGACGCUUUGACCGCAAGGCGGCCAUGAGAGAGACCUGGCUCAGCGAAAACCAGAGACUGGUGUCACAGGACAACUUUGGUUUCGACCUUCAGGCUGUUGAGGCGGCCACCAAGAAACACGAGGCAAUUGAGACGGACAUCGCGGCAUACGAGGAGCGUGUCCAGGCUGUGGUUGCUGUUGCAAAGGAGCUGGAGGUGGAGCGCUACCACGACAUCAAACGCAUCACGGCCAGGAAGGACAAUGUAAUCCGGCUGUGGGAGUACCUGCUGGAGCUGCUGAAGGCCCGCAGACUUAGGCUGGAGAUGAACCUGGGCCUGCAGAGAGUCUUCCAGGAGAUGCUGUAUAUCAUGGAUUGGAUGGACGAGAUGAAGAUGCUGCUGCUGUCUCAAGAUUAUGGGAAGCAUCUGUUGGGUGUGGAGGACCUGCUACAGAAACAUGCCCUGGUGGAGGCCGACAUUGCCAUCCAGGUUGACCGGGUGAAGGCGGUAACCACUAACGCCAACAAGUACUCCGUCAAUGACAGCGGUUACAAGCCCUGUGACCCUCAAAUCAUCCAGGACCGGGUGGCCCAUCUGGAGUUUUGCUACCAGGAGCUGACCCAGCUGGCUGCUGAGCGUCGCGCCCGCCUGGAGGAGUCCCGCCGCCUCUGGAAGUUUUUCUGGGAGAUGGCCGAGGAGGAGGGCUGGAUCCGUGAGAAGGAGCAGAUCCUGUCUUCUCUCGAGCAUGGCAAGGACCUGACGGGCGCACUGCGCCUCCUCAGCCAGCAGCGUGCCUUGGAGGACGAGAUGAGCGGCCGUGCUGGACACCUCCAGCACACCAUCGCUGAGGGCCAAGCCAUGGUCGAUGCCGGUCAUUUCGGUGCCACUAAGAUUCAGGAGCGUAUCACUGACCUGCAGGCUCAGUGGGCAGCACUGGAGCAGCUGGCAGUGGUGAGAAAGAAGAGGCUGGAGGAGGCUCUAGCCCUGCACCAGUUCCAGGCUGACGCAGAUGAUGUUGAUGCCUGGACGCUAGACGCCCUGCGCAUUGUCUCCAGUGGAGAGACAGGCCAUGACGAGUUCUCCACCCAGGCGCUGGUCAGGAAACACAAGGACGCAGCGGCAGAGGUGGCCAGCUACAGGCCGGUCAUUGACUCACUGCACGAGCAGGCCACCGCCCUUACCAAAGAGGAGGCAGAGUCAGAAGAGGUGCGCGGUCGGCUGGCUGGCAUCGAGGAGCGCUACAAGGAGGUAGCUGAGCUAACGAAGCUGAGAAAACAGGCACUGCAGGACGCUCUGGCACUCUAUAAGAUGUUCAGUGAAGCCGACGCCUGUGAGGUGUGGAUCGAUGAAAAGGAGCAGUGGCUGAAUAGCAUGGAGAUCCCUGAAAAACUGGAGGACCUGGAGGUCAUACAGCACAGGUUUGAGAGCCUGGAGCCAGAGAUGAACAACCAAGCGUCUCGUGUUGCUGUGGUGAACCAGAUCGCCCGGCAGCUGAUACACAGUGGUCACCCAAGUGAGAAAGACAUCAAGAGCCAGCAGGACAAACUCAACAACAGGUGGAGUCAGUUCCGCGACCUGGUGGACCAGAAGAAGGAGUCCCUGAACUCAGCUCUGGGUGUGCAGAACUACCACCUCGACUGCAAUGAGACCAAGUCCUGGAUCAAAGAGAAGACCAAAGUCAUCGAGUCCACGCAGGAGCUGGGCAACGAUCUAACCGGAGUUAUGGCCCUGCAGCGUAAACUGACCGGUAUGGAGCGCGACUUGGCUGCCAUCGAGGACAAACUGGGCGACUUGCGAAGUGAGGCCCAGCGGCUGGCAGAGGAGCACCCCGACCAGGCUAAGGCCAUCACAGGCCGUCUGGCUGAGAUCACUGCCGUCUGGGAGGAAAUGAAAAACACUCUGAAGAACCGUGAGGAGUCUCUGGGUGAGGCCAGGAAGCUGCAGCAGUUCCUGCGUGAGCUGGAUGACUUCCAGUCAUGGCUUUCCCGCACUCAAACGGCCAUUGCCUCCGAGGACAUGCCCAACACACUGGCUGAGGCCGAGAAGCUGAUGGCUCAGCACGAAGGCAUCAAGAACGAGAUCCAGAACUAUGAGGAAGACUACCAGAAGAUGCGGGACAUGGGGGAGAUGGUGACACAGGGCCAGACGGAUGCUCAGUACAUGUUCCUGCGACAGAGGCUGCAGGCGCUCGACACCGGCUGGAACGAACUGCACAAGAUGUGGGAGAACCGGCAGAACCUGCUGUCCCAGUCCCACGCUUACCAGCUGUUCCUCAGGGACACAAAACAGGCCGAGGCCUUCCUCAACAACCAGGAAUACGUCCUGGCUCACACCGAGAUGCCCACAACUCUAGAGGGCGCCGAGGCUGCCAUCAAGAAGCAGGAGGACUUCAUGACCACCAUGGACGCCAACGAGGACAAGAUCAACAGUGUAGUGGAGGCUGGCAGGCGACUGGCCAGCGACGGGAACAUCAACGCCGAACGUAUCCAGGAGAGAGUCGCCUCCAUCGAUGACAGACAUAAGAAGAACAGGGAGGCUGCAGUGGAGCUGCUGAUGAGACUGAAGGACAACAGAGACCUGCAGAAGUUCCUGCAGGACUGCCAGGAGCUGUCUCUGUGGAUCAAUGAGAAGAUGCUCACAGCUCAGGACAUGACCUACGACGAGGCCAGGAACCUGCACAGCAAGUGGCUGAAGCACCAGGCCUUCAUGGCUGAACUGCAGUCCAAUAAAGAGUGGCUGGACAAGAUCCAGAAGGACGGCAUGUUGCUGGUGUCGGAGAAGCCGGAGACAGAGGUGGUGGUGAAGGAGAAGCUGUCGGCGCUCCACACGAUGUGGGAGGAGUUAGAGUCCACCACGCAGACCAAGGCCCAGUGCCUGUUCGACGCCAACAAGGCCGAGCUGUUCACUCAGAGCUGUGCUGACCUCGAUAAGUGGCUGGUCGGCCUCGAGGGUCAGAUCCAGUCGGACGACUAUGGCAAGGACCUGACGUCCGUCAACAUCCUGCUCAAGAAACAACAGAUGCUGGAGAACCAGGUGGAGGUGCGUCAGAGGGAGGUGGUGGAGCUGCAGAGCCAGGUGAAGGCUCUGGGUCAGGAGGUGAAGGACACUGAUGAGGUGGACGGGCGGAGGCAGCUGGUGGAGAGGAAGUUCCAGGACCUGCUGGAGCCGCUGAGACGCCGCAGGAACUUCCUGGUGGCAUCAAGAGAAGUUCACCAGUUCAACCGAGACGUCGAGGACGAGAUCCUGUGGGUUCAGGAGAGGAUGCCUGUGGCCACGUCCACCGACCACGGACACAACCUGCAGACCGUCCAGCUGCUCAUCAAGAAGAACCAGACUCUUCAGAAGGAGAUCCAGGGCCAUCAGCCUCGUAUAGACGACAUCCUGGAGCGCAGUCAGAGCCUCCUGCAGGACGAGUCCUCGAACGCCGACGUUAUCCGUCAGCGUCUGGCCGACCUGCGGGAGCUGUGGAGGCAGCUGAUGGACGAGGCGGAGCGACGACACGGCCGGCUUGAGGAGGCCCACAAGGCCCAGCAAUACUACUUCGAUGCUGCAGAGGCUGAGGCCUGGAUGAGCGAGCAGGAGCUGUACAUGAUGUCAGAGGAGAAGGCCAAGGAUGAGCAGAGUGCUGUCGCCAUGCUGAAGAAGCACCAGAUUGUGGAGCAGGCGGUGGAGGACUACGCUGAGACCGUCCACCAGCUGUCCAAGACCAGCAGAGGACUGGUGGGUGAUGGACACCCUGAAAGUGAGCGUAUCAGCAUGCGUCAGUCUCAGGUGGAUAAGCUGUACGCCGGCCUGAAGGACCUGUCAGAAGAGAGGCGGGGCAAACUGGACGAGAGGCACCGCCUCUUCCAGCUGAACCGAGAGGUCGACGACCUCGAGCAGUGGAUCGCUGAGCGGGAGGUGGUGGCCGGGUCACACGAGCUGGGACAGGACUACGAACAUGUUACUAUGUUGCAGGAACGUUUCCGGGAGUUUGCCCGGGACACCGGCAACAUCGGUCAGGAACGCGUGGACGCCGUUAACCGUCUGGCGGACGAGCUGAUCAACGCCGGGCACAGCGAUGCAGCGACGGUGGCGGAGUGGAAAGACGGGCUGAACGAGGCCUGGGCUGACCUGCUGGAGCUCAUCGACACCAGGACGCAGAUCCUUGCCGCCUCCUUCGAGCUCCACAAGUUCUACCAUGAUGCCAAGGAGAUCCUCGGACGCAUCCUGGACAAGCAGAAGAAGCUGCCGGAGGAGGUCGGCCGAGACCAGAACACAGUGGAGACGCUGCAGAGGAUGCACACCACCUUCGAACAUGACAUCCAGGCCCUGGGCACACAGGUGAGGCAGCUCCAGGAGGAUGCGGUGCGCCUCCAGUCGGCGUACGCCGGCGAUAAAGCCGACGACAUCCAGCGGAGGGAGACCGAGGUGCUGGAGGCCUGGAGGAUUCUGCUGGAGGCCUGCGACGGACGCCGGGUCCGCCUCCUCGACACUGGGGACAAGUUUAGGUUUUUCAGCAUGGUCCGGGACCUGUUGCUGUGGAUGGAUGACGUGAUCCGGCUCAUCGAGGCCCAGGAGAAACCCAGAGAUGUGUCAUCGGUGGAGCUGCUGAUGAACAACCAUCAGGGCAUCAAAGCAGAGAUCGACGCCCGAAACGACAGCUUCACAACCUGCAUCGAGCUGGGAAAAGCCCUGCUGGCCAGAAAACACUACGCAUCCGAGGAGAUCAAAGAGAAGUUACUGCAGCUGACGGACAAGAGGAAAGAGAUGAUUGACAAGUGGGAGGAUCGAUGGGAGUGGCUACGACUCAUCCUGGAGGUGCACCAGUUCUCCCGGGAUGCCGGGGUGGCGGAGGCCUGGCUGCUCGGCCAGGAGCCCUACCUGUCCAGCAGGGAGAUGGGUCAGAGCGUGGACGAGGUCGAGAAACUCAUCAAACGCCACGAGGCCUUUGAGAAGUCAGCGGCCACCUGGGAGGAGCGCUUCUCUGCCCUGGAGAGGCUGACUACGUUGGAGCUGUUGGAGGUGAGGAGGCAGCAGGAGGAGGAGGAGAGGAGGAGGAAGCCUCCGUCCCCAGAACCAGCUGUGGUUCAGCAGGAGGAGUCUCAGCAGCAGAGUGGGGCCAUCACUCAGAACGGACUGCCGUCAGAUCAGGACUCUGCUCGGGACGUUGUGGACGCUGGAGAUCUGGUGAACGGCGUGGCAGAGCGGAGCUCCAAGGAGCCGAGCCCAACCGCCUCCCCCACCUCCGGCAGGAAGAGUAAAACCAGCCAGUCGUCCACGCUGCCCUCCAAGAACCAGGACUCGUCGUCCUCACAGCUGGAGGGACUCCUGCACCGCAAACAUGAGUGGGAGGGCCACAACAAGAAGGCCUCCAACAGGUCGUGGCACAACGUGUACUGUGUCAUCAACAACCAGGAGAUGGGUUUCUAUAAGGACAGCAAGGCGGCGGGUCAGGGGGUCCCGUAUCACAACGAGUUACCCAUCGGCCUGAAGGAGGCGACCUGUGACGUGGCCUCAGACUACAAGAAGAAGAAACACGUCUUCAAACUCAGAGUGACUGAUGGAAACGAGUAUCUGUUCCAAACCAAAGAUGAAGAGGAGAUGAGCACCUGGAUCCAGGCCAUCCUGAACGCCAGCACCGGAGACCGCUCCGACGUCCAGGGCAGCAACCCCGGCACGCCGGUGUCUGUGCGUGCUCAGACGCUGCCGGCGGCCAUCACGCUCACCACCGAGUCGAGUCCCGGCAAGAGAGAGAAGGACAAAGAGAAGGACAAGGAGAAACGCUUCAGCCUGUUCAGCAAGAAGAAACAGUAGAAAGUAAAACACGAGCACGUUGGUGAAACUGAAUAAAUCUGGACACACGCUCUGACGUAGGACAUGUCAUGUUUAGCUUCUUUAAAAAAUGCAUAAUUUCUCAUUAUCUGUAAACCUAAAGAACUGGAAUCUACCUCAGAGCGUGUUUUCAAAUUUUUGCUGCUUUUAGCUUCACAAAGGUCUUUUCCUGUCCAGAGAAAUGAAGCUGCUGAAACGUCCCUGAUACUGCAGAUUACUGCAGUGUUAUUUACCAACCCUCUCUGAGCAGGUGAAUUCAGCGCUCACCACUCCAUCAUGAGACCUUCGUAAAGUCAGACACAGUUUUCAGACUGCAGACUUCACCGGCCAUCAACCUCUGACAUUUCCUGUUCAUUCGAACCUGCCUUCAUUGCUAAGAACGAUUAGAUUCUCUCUGAGAACAUCUGCAUAGGUUUUAGAAACACAUCUGACAAAACUGACGUCAAAUCCAUUCAUCCACUAAUUGUGACAAUAUUUCGCAGAGAAACUGAAUUUCGUGUGAAAAAUUGCAGCCAUAAAUGUCUUGGAUUUUUAAGUUUAAAACUGAGUGACUCAUUUGCACAAUAAUAAUCACACCUGAUGUUGACAUCACUACUGAACAGCCAGUGACAGAGUCUGUCAGCUGAGAAAGUUCAAGCGAGCAGCAGAAAACUUUAAAAGUUUCACCAAACUGCGAUUUCGGGCUGUUUUUUUUCUGUUAAUGCUCAAUGCAGUUUUGGUUUUUUUUCCUUCUCGUUUUUUUAAAUAUUUGCCUUGAUUUUCCUCGUGUAGUCGGUCGUGGCGUUGCUCGGGUCAAACACAAACACUGCAUAUGAGAACCAGUGCGUUUUACACAUGGUGAUGUAAUGGCGGUUCAUCGUUGACAAACUUCUGUUAACCGUCAUCAACCGAAAACGCUGCUGCUUUUGCUCUUACGUUUUUGGUUUGUCGAUGACGAAGCACUUUUGCGUCACAUCUAAACGGAAACGGCCGCCUCUCUCACUCCUUUGCUCAUUGAUUUGUUGGUCCUUCAGCGAUGAACCACGGACUAGUCACAAUGUUUUGACCGCAACUGUCCCACUCCCGCUCUGUUGUUCGUUUAUAUGUCGACGAUGCACCGCUGUUAUGUCUAAACCGAAAACGCUGCCACUCUCACUCUUUCUCUGUGACAUUAGCAGGGACCACAGGCUUAUUUUUUCUUUUUUUUAAAAAGUCGUUUACUUUUUGUUUUUCUUAAAUUUUUGUUAUUUUUCUACUUUUUUGAAACAGGUCUGGGUUAUUUCCUCAAUUUUGUGAGGGUGUCUUAAGAGACAACCUACAUUCUUCCUCUGCCGUUGAGAAAUUGGACCAACAGUGCAUUUUAUUUUUAUUAUUAUUUUUACUUUUAUGUCUUCUGCCACUCCACAACCAUUUUCUCUUUGUCUUAAAAACAGCCGAUCACCUUUGGGGGGGUGUUUUCAUGUAGAAAUGUCCACGUGCAUGCUUCGUCAGGCUCAGAGUGUCACCUGAACAACUCACCUAAAACUAAAAAUAUCUUCAUUUUUUAAAAUCUUUUUCUUUGGUUCUAAUAUAUGUUUCAGAUCCUUCUAGUACAGAUAAUGAAGUUCAAUAUGUAUAAUAGACACUAAAGCGUCGAUGUUUAAUGGUCAACGUACGUCAUGUACUGCAGACAGAAGGGGAGGUACAGCUGUGGAGAAAUGAAGGUUGCUUGCUUGUCGUCGGCUCUUCGCACCGCGCUGCGUUCAGAUUUUCUGCUCUUUGAUACUCGUGUUGCUCUCCGUCACUGUAUAUCUAUUGUACUGAACAUGUAUGGAAGUUAACGCCAUCUUACUGCACAAUCAGAACUACAUCUAUAGGAAUGAAGAAGAAGCUGUUUAAGGCUGAAUAUUUAAACAGAAGUUAGACCAUAAAGGCUUUUCUCAUGUAUGAAACUGCACCUGUAGACUUUAAAUCUCUCUCUCUCUCCUCUCUCUCUCUCUCUCUCUCUCUCUCUCUGUGUGUGUCAAAUAUGUGCGAUGUCA